ACAGAAAGUGAACACAUAUUUAUUUACUUUUUAGCGGGGGAGGGAUGAAGUUGAAACAGCUGAUAUAUCCUAUUCUUUAAUUCCAUAAUGUUUAUUUGUUUCUUUGCUAUAAAGUGACUAUAAAACUAAUUCUUUACAAUGAUGAUUUUGUUAUCUAUUGUCGUGGCAUUUUACUGUGUGACAAAUGACAUUUUUAUCUAAAGAUUAACAAUAUUCACGUGACCAAUGGGUUCUAGACUAAGGGAAAAUCCCUCCCAUCUCUUUGAAUGUUUCUUUGAAAUCGUCAUUCCAAGUGAAAAUGAAAAAAAAGCAUGGAUACUUCAAAAAUAUCCUGAAGACUUUAACGAUCAGGAAGUGUUGAAGUCUGUUCCUGAAUUUUCUUGUCCCUGCAACUUCACAAAUGAAAACAUUCAGCACUUCUCCUUUGUUUUGACCAGCUUAGACAGCAAAUGGAGUUUUGGUUAUUGUAGAAGUGUUCCCAAAACUCCAACUUUGUUUGUUUUGCUCAGCUUUUUGCCUUGGCAUGAAACAUUCUACAAAAUUCUAAAUCAGAUUUCAAAUCUCACAAAUGAAAGGGAGUCUGGAUUGCUAUCCAACUUUUUGGAAUCUUUGUACAACUCUCCAGUACCUGAUCCAGGUCUUAAUUUACAUAUUUCAUAUAGUGAUAAAGAACUUAUUGUUUACUGCCCAAAUCAUUUAAAACUUCCCAGCAUUCCAGAAAAUAGAAACCUAACUGAGUAUUUUAAUGCCAUUGAUGCACACAACAUGAUGGUUAUAUUUGCCAGUAUGCUUCACGAACGUAGAAUAAUAAUUAAGUCAAAAAAUCUUUGUCGACUGAGUGCCUGUGUACAAGCAGCCAAUUCUCUUAUAUACCCAAUGCAUUGGCAGCAUAUCUUUAUUCCUGUUCUUCCAAAGCAUCUUAUUGACUACAUGAGUGCACCAAUGCCAUAUCUAAUAGGUGUACCACAUACAACUUACAUGGAAUUUAAGCAGAGUGAAUUAAAUGAAGUUGUUGUUCUUGAUGCUGAUUAUAACAGAGUCAAAACACCUUUUAAGGAUCUGGAAACUUUACCCCCUGAAAUAGUUUCUUCUUUGAAGAGAAGUUUGAAAAAUCCGAACAUGAUGCUCGGGGAUGGAGUUUCUAGAGCUUUCAUGAGAGCCUUAGUCAAAUUGAUUGGUGGUUACAGGGACUCUUUGAAGAUGGAGAUUGGCAAAAAGAUUACUUUUGAUGCGGAUGCAUUUAUCCAAACUCGCUCAUCAUCAGUUCAGCCUUUUCUUGAAACUAUGCUACAUUUGCAAAUCUUUCAACAGUUCAUUGAAAAUCGACUGGACAUGCUGAACUCAGGGAUUGGUUUUAGUGAUGAAUUUGAGUUUGAAGUUAAUUCUUAUGAAGUGAACUCAAAUAAUAAUCUUAAAAUGCAAUACAAGGAGUGGAUGGCUACAAUGAAAAAAGAGGGUGGAGCUUUUUUGAAGAAUGUUAAAAGUAAAACAAAUCCUGCAGUAAAGCAUGCUUAUAAAUCUGUGAAAGACAAGGGAAAACGAGCAUACAAGGAUAUUCGAUCCAAAAUUCAAGAUAUUCAAAAACAUCCUAGCCAACCUGAUUUGACUUUUGAUAGCUAUUUGGAGAAACCUAAAAGUGCUCCAUCGAGCCCUACUUCAAUUAGAGCAAAUCGAUUUCCAAAAGCCCGAAGUAAAAAUAAGCACAUCUCUUAUAACCAUGCUGAUCAACUAAAAUCUGGUGUACUGGAUGGUAUGAAUUUGGCUGAUGCUGUCACUGGUAUCCGUCGUUAUAAAAUGUUGACCGUGGAUGAAAUAUCUUUGCCAUCAGAAGAAUCACUUGAAGCUGGCAGAAAUAGUCCUGCAUUGCAAAAGAUUGAUCUAGACUUGAUGGAAGAUUUGCACGAUGUCAUCUAUCGCAGAUGUUCUGUUUCAAGUGAUAAUAUCAAUUCAUUUGGUCUCUUGGAUGAAACUAUUGAAGACAUAAAAUGUGAAGGAACUGUUGGAUUUGAUGAUUCAUUUUGUGUUACAUCCGAGUCUGUAUUGCCUGCUCCAAUACCUCCACCUCGAGUCAAGAAAAACGCUAAAAAUAACAAGGCUAAUACUGAAAUGAACCAUGAAACAUCUCAAAGUGCUUCAAAAACUUCAGCCGACCUCAUACAAUUGGAGUCAUUAGAUGAUGUCACUCUUUUCGAUCCAUUACAGGAGACUAAUGCCAACGAUAAAGAUCUUUUGUCUUUCUUGGCGCCAAAAUCCUCCUGUGACUCUAGGGUUAUGGAGUUGAAAAACACAAUUCAAAACUUAUCCACAAGCUCUGGAAACCAAGUGGUUAAUCAACCAGUUGGCUAUAUUCAAGUUCCUAGUUACUGUGCUCCAAGAGUUGCUCUACCACGCAUCGUAGUACCUCCCUUCCCGGCGCAAUCCCAGUAUCGUCAACAGGUCAUAAAUUUUGUGCCAGCUCAGGCUAAUUUACAAAUGAAUGGUGGCAGCAACUUUGAAAGCGCAGCAACUGAAGUGAAGCCACCGCUUCCACCGAAAAUGAAGUCCUCCUCAAAGUUUUUUGUAGAUGGUAGCAAUGUGUUGAGCGAUGCUGAAAGGAGUUUGUUGGACGAUUAUGGACUGAGUAAUUCACCUUUAUUCAAUAAAAGUGCAUCUUCAAGCACAGAGAAAACACAAAAGGUAAGCUCCAUUCUUGAUUCCAGCUUGAAAGCAUUAGACCCCCUUGCCAACGUACUGAAGAAGAGUCCGAAAACCAAACACAAAGAAAUUAAAGCGCAGCCUACAUGGCAAAAAUUUACUUGAAGUUGGUUUAUUAUGCAAUAAUUGAAAAGUGAUAUGUUAGUUGCUUUCUGCAUGAAGGAAUUAGACGUUUUUACAACUGUUCUGAAUAAAAGCCCAAAAACAAGAAGAAAUAUAAACUCGACUAACAUAGCAAAAAUUUACUUGAAAUUAAUUUGUUGUGCAAUAAUUGAAAGGAAGAGGCAAUAUUUAACUUGCCUUCAGGUUGAAAGAAUUGGGCCUUUUUUCCCCUGUUCUGAAUAGGAAUCCAACACGCAAAGAAAUAAAAAAAAACUCAGCUAGCAUGGCAAAAAUUUGCUUGAAGUUGAUUUUCUGUGCAAUAAUUCGAAAGGAGAGGGCAAUGUGUAAAUAUAUUUGAACUUGUAAAAAGAAAAUGUGCAUUGCUUGUAAAGUCAAAGUAUCUUUUUGGACGUUGCUGUAAAGCAGCGUCAUUUUCUCUUUGCUCAUUGAGAUUACAUUUGUAUGAUUGUUAAAUAAGCAAUCGAGGCAGGUUCGUACAACAACGGAUUUAUGUUCUCUACUAUGCAAGAAGUGUAUAUUAUGAGAUGUUUAUAUAUGUGGACUAGCACUUAUUUGUGUAAAUUUCUUUUUAUCUUAUGACA
Molecule: messenger RNA, 3398 nt
Organism: Parasteatoda tepidariorum (common house spider)
Lineage: Eukaryota; Metazoa; Arthropoda; Arachnida; Araneae; Theridiidae
Product: DENN domain-containing protein 1B
Biological process (GO): endocytic recycling; endocytosis
Cellular component (GO): intracellular membrane-bounded organelle; cytosol
Molecular function (GO): phosphatidylinositol phosphate binding; guanyl-nucleotide exchange factor activity
Source: RefSeq, a predicted model, not a curated record